UCUGGGAUCCGACGGCUGAUCUAUUCCUUCUGCAGUUAGGAUGCUGGGUACCGAUCUGACGGCCAGAAGCGGUGGAAUUGAUCGGAGAUGCCUAUUAUUCUAUUAGUAUCUCUCAUUGAAAGAAGCGUAUUCCUCGUGAGUGAACUGUAAAGAGUUAAGGCCCAUCUCUGUAUUCACUCCAGUCUUAUUUGGUUCUGGAGAGAGAGAGAGAGAGAGAGAGAGAGAGGGGUUUUUGUGUGUGAACUGUGAAGUGGUGGUGGUGGUAUUGGCCGGGAAAAAUGACGACGAGAGGGUCAUCGGGGAGGUUACCGACGUGGAAGGAGAGAGAGAACAACAAGAGGAGGGAGAGGAGGAGGAGGGCCAUCGCUGCUAAGAUUUACACUGGACUCAGGGCCCAGGGCAACUACAAGCUUCCCAAGCACUGUGACAACAACGAGGUCUUGAAAGCCCUCUGCCUUGAAGCUGGUUGGGUCGUCGAGGAAGAUGGCACUACUUAUCGCAAGGGAUGCAAUCCACCCCAGACUGAGCCCGCAGGCACAUCAACCAACAUCAGUCCAUGUUCGUCUCACCAACCAAGCCCGGCGUCCUCUUCGUUCCCAAGCCCUGUUCCAUCGUAUCAUGCCAGCCCAGCUUCUUCUUCCUUCCCAAGCCCUUCUCGUUUCGAUGCCAACAACGCUUCGUCCUCCUACCUCCUACCCUUUCUCCGUAACCUGGCCUCCAUUCCUUCAUCCCUUCCCCCUCUGCGCAUAUCCAACAGCGCACCAGUCACUCCUCCUCUUUCAUCCCCUAACUCUAGAACUCCGAAGAUGAGGCCUGACUGGGACUCCCUCAUCAACAGUCCCUCUAUGGCCCCCUUCCGCCACCCAUUCUUCGCCGCCUCGGCCCCUGCAAGCCCAACUCGCCGCCACCAUUUCCCUCCGGCUACCAUACCCGAAUGCGACGAGUCCGACACCUCAACUGUUGAUUCCGGCAGAUGGGUCAGCUUCCAAACGGGUGUACCAGCACCGGCGGUAGCUCCGGCGUCACCUACAUUUAAUCUAGUGAAACCUGUGAUGGCUCAGCAGAACUCGUCGCAGGAUUCCUCCGCUGCAGGAUUUGCUUGGGGACUGGUGGGAGAGAGGAAACGAGGAGCGGAGUUCGAAUUUGAGUGCGGAAGGGUGAAACCCUGGGAGGGUGAGAGGAUUCAUGAAAUUGGAGUGGAUGAUCUGGAGCUCACACUUGGGAGCACCAAGGCUCGGAAUUAAAAGUUACCAGCUUCAGGGUUUAGGGGUGCGUCUGUGGAUGGAAGAAGAAAGAAGAGAAUAAGAAGAGCUCGUUCCUUCGAUGUAUGGUGACAGUGAGUUAACCCUCCACCCCGUUUCUUCGUCGUUUACUGGACUCUGCCAGGUCCAUAGAUUGUAAGGUUUCCUGGAUUGGGUGAGGGGGUGUUAUUAGUUCAAGAUUUGGAGUUCUCUAGCUUUCUGAUUCCAUUAUCUCUGGGAUCCAGAGUAGUUCUAGAUGGAAGUGAUAGUGAAAUGCCGAAGAACACAUACUUCCAUGGGAGGUCUGAGAUUUUUCAUGGGGUAAACUUGUGAUUGGAUUGUAAAUGGCGAAGGACUAAAGAAAAGGAGACUAUAAGCAAGAAUGUAGGAUGGUAAGAAUUGUUCUGAAUUAAAUUUCCACAAAAAUGGCUAUUUAUCUUUUUAAGUGAUCA
Macadamia integrifolia is the source of this 1693-nucleotide messenger RNA. Its product is annotated as protein BZR1 homolog 1-like. The record is from RefSeq and is a predicted model, not a curated record. Bases 279 to 1244 code for a protein of 321 amino acids. Lineage: Eukaryota; Viridiplantae; Streptophyta; Magnoliopsida; Proteales; Proteaceae. Gene Ontology annotation, molecular function: DNA-binding transcription factor activity. The transcript has 2 exons. Gene Ontology annotation, biological process: brassinosteroid mediated signaling pathway; DNA-templated transcription.